AGGAUUGCCUUUUUUGGAUUUCCUUCUUUUAAGCAAUAUAUCAUGAAUAAUAUUCGUUGAAAAAUAUUUAUUCAGAGCUAUUUUUGAAACUAGCCUCAUUCUGUGGGAGAAGGUUACACCCAUUGGGUUUCUUUCAAGGCCAAAUUCUUGGAAUUAAAAAGGGGGGGGGAGAGAAAAUAAAUCCAACUUCAGUUUUCUUUCUUUAAUGCGCAGGAAAAAGCCGGAGCUGGAUUUCCAGUUCAUUUGCUUGCCACUGUUAGUCCUUAUGUCUUUUAAAAAAUAACUCUCUCAACGUUGUAAUCAAGGGAUUAAAAAAAAAACUAGGACAACAAGGAAGAGGCGAGGAAGCAGGAUCCCACCCCUCUCCUGCAGCCGCCCGUUCGGCGCCCGCUCGCCCGCCCAGACUCAGCAACAGUUGAGUUCUGGAAUUAGAACGAUCGGGAUGUAGGCGCGGGAAUAGGAAGCAGCCGCGAGCCACGGUGCGGCCCGCUGCGAUGGGCACAGGCAGCAGCAGAGCGGGGAAAGCGCGCAGCCCUGCGAGGCACUGGAGAGGCCCUGGGCGGGGCAGCGGGAGCAGCAGCGCCCCCGCCAGGCAGGGCCACGCAGAAGAAGAGGCAGAGGCGGCGGCCAGAUGCUGCAGCCAAACGCCCACGCACACCACUUCGCCGUCGCUGGGGGAGUCCGAUUCGGACUCGGAGCUCCUGGACCAAGUGCUGGAGGAGUGUGACGACGAAGGGCUCUUGCAGCUGCCUCGUCGCCGUCCCCUGUGCCUUGACGCUGGGGACUUCUGCUCCCGUCCGGCAGGGGGCAGCGUUGUGGAUGGCGGGAUCCACCGGGACCAGCAGGUCUUUUUAGCAAGAUCCGCUCCAGGUCUAGAGAGCAACAACUUUGCCAACCAGUGGAUUGUAAAUAUUCUGAAGACCGCUGAGCCAAGUGAGUGGGCCUGUGAGCAGCUGACACUCAGCCUAGGAUGGAGGCUCCCACUCAAGCCUGAGAGGCAAGCCAAGAUAUCCUAUGAUUACUCUGAAGAGGAGCUGAUGGCAACAAUUGAGCAGGAAUACUGUCGCUGAAGAUGGUUGUGAGCUCUACCAACUGUGACCUGUGAACAAGCUCACUAAGGGGUGACUUAGUUAAAACUGCAGCAUUUCUCCAAAGGGUGUUUAUUCCAGAGUGGGGUGGGGUGGGGGUGGGUGGAAAAGCAAGAGCAAAGAAGAGGGACUGCCACUGCUUAAGGUGGCUGGCGGAAUCCUCAUUUUUUGAAACAGUCUGGCCCAAAGGAGACGCUGCAGCAGAGCUCUCUCUGCCAUGAUGUCAGAAAGCGGCCAUUGCGGGGAAAUAGGGAUUCACUGAGUUCAUUUGAUAAAACAGGUUUCCAAAGUGUGCAUGCACACGCACACACAAGUUUUCCUGGCACCUUAAACGUUUUGCUUUGUGGAAGCACCAUCACCUUUGUCCUCAAAACUCUUAGGAGAUGUGCAGCAAAGAACUUCAGUGCUUGCUUUGGACUAGCUACACUUUGCUUUUGCUUUCCUGUGGGCCAGCUUUGAUCCUUUCUAACCAUAAACACUAAACUGCAUAUUAUAAAAAUAUAUCUCCCCAGCAGAUAUUUACUUCUUUGUAGUUAUAAAGCAUCCUUGAUAUAUGGAAUGUAUCAACAGGGAAUGAAUCAACCCUCCAUCCGUACUACGUGCAGGUUCGUAUGGGAGUGUACCAUGGUCCUGCCUGGGAGCUGUAAUUCCCAACGGGAAAUGUCCUAGGGAGAGGCAGGCAUACUUUUCCCCACUCAGGAUACCCCGUGAUCAUUUUAGAAAAAGCCCAACAGGGCAAGCUCUAUUGGUCCCUUGCAGAGACCAGCACAGGCGAAAUAUCUCCUAUACAGACAUAGCUGAAAUGUUAAUAAUGUCCAUUGGAUGCUGUUGGACUGCCAACAACUUGCAGGUGCUCCACCUUCCACAUGCAAACUGAAGGCAUCUCCUGCUCCCCUGCCCCAAGACCUCUGUAAACUUGCAGUGACCUUCAUGUGUGGCAGUCUGCACUGGACGUGGUGGUCGGAUCUGGAAAACAGGAGAGUUAUGUGCCAUGUCCAGCUUGUGGCCCUACCUGGAUUGAACAUGGCUCAAUAGCUUCCUGCGAUUGUGGCCUUGUGGGUGGGUGGGUGGGGGAACGCUGCUGCCAUAAUGGCAAUUGUUGUCACAACAAUUGUUGCCAUCCAGUGGAUUUCAGCAUUUUGUCACCCAAGUGUGCCCUUGUGUGUUACCAAGAACACUCUGGUCUCGUAUAGGGGAAAAGUGACUAUGUGAGCCGCCUCUUAGUACAGGGAUGGGGAGCCCAUGGACCUCAGGAUGCCGUUAGGACUAUGGCUCCUAUCAUCCUUGACCAUUGGUUAUGCUGGCUGGAGCUGAUGGGAGUUAGAGUCCAGGAGCUGAUGGGAGUUAGAGUUCCUCCUUCAUCUGGAGGAACAGAGGUUUCCCUCACCCUUCACGUUUGUUGCAGACAAGACAGCCUCCUUGCAACAAGGCUGAGCAUUAUUAAGGUGGAAUAGCUUUCAAAUCAUUGCUUGGCUGUUAGCAUUGGAGCAAAAUAACAAGUAAGAAAAGGAUAUUUUCAUUUAGCACAAAACUCUAAAAGGAAACAGAACAGCAUCUGGAGUUGUGCAGAAUUCCAGUACUUUACUGACACCACAACAUGAUGAUCUCUACUUUUGGUGUCUUCUAUCUCUGUCUUCUACUGGUGCUAGACAUAGGUCUUGUAGGCCUUUACUGUUAAAAUUAGAAGAAAAAUGUACUUGUGGUCAACAGCACAUGCGCUGGAGGAAAUUGGAAAGGGUUAGGCAAACUUAAAACACAAAUGUUAAUGGAAAUAUUAGCAUAUCGCUGAAACGGUAUAUUCAGAAAGUAGCCCCCCACUCAUACAGCAAGUGCCAUGGGCUAGAUUUUAACUUUGGAUGAUACCUGCACAUCCACACUUUUUUACAAAUAUAUACCCAUUAUGCAGAUUUAAUUUUUAAAAGGUUAAGUGUCUGAUGUUUAAGAAACUACAUUGGGUGGAUGUGUCACUCUUGGGGGAAAAUGUAGGAUUGCCAAACAUUCAAGGAUUGCCCUGCAGUAUUCAGGAAAUGACUUGGAAUAUAUAUAUAUUCAGACAUAUUGGGAUGCAAAUAUCCUUUUUUAUUUAGUCUGUGUUUUCAUAUAUGAAAUUAAGACUGAUAGAAUCACAUAUGCUGUUUUGAAAACAUGCCUACUCAAGUCAAGUGCUAGGUGGAUUUCUCCAGUAAUUCCCCAGGAACUGUUUCCUUUAGAAUGGAAAUCACGUUCCAGAUGCCAGUCAACUGCAAACAAACUUCCCUUGCCUAAAAACACACUCUUUCAUCCCUCUAAAUAGGGAUCCAUUCCUCUAAAUAUCACCCUGCAAGUUAAACCCCUUCGUUUCAAGCAUCCCUUUGAAAGAAAUUACAGCGGCUAUGAGAAAGUGUCAGAUUUCUGCCCAUUCUCAGGGAACUGCUGUUCUUCAUAUUAUCAAGAUGUAUUUUAAUCCUACUCUAGCAACUGGCUAUAUUCUAGAACAAUCUCACCAAAGUACCAAUAACGUACAGCAAUAGACAGUUUAAUAGUAUCAUUUGCCUUUUCAUUUCUUCAUGAGUUGCCUAUUUUCCUUGAUGUUUUUGUAUCUCUGUAUAUCAGGAAUAACCUUUUUGGCAAUAUGAUUGCUGUGUAAGAGUGGCUAUGGGGGAAGUUGGAGACCUGGCUGAAUGGUGUACCCACUCCAUGCCCUCCUUAGCAAGUAACUCCUAACUGUGAAAAUGUUUAUAUAAUGCAAAGCUGCUGGGACAACUGAACAAAACCUGAGGCAUGCCCCAAGGUUAGAUAUUUUCUUGAAAUACAUCAGACUCUUUGUAAAAGGGGCAGAAUAAAUUUCAGGUGAGCAGAGUGGUGGAUGGUACCACCUUGAUCCAGUGCUAACCCUAUAGGGUAAUCUGGUAUCACUGGUAGUCCUGUCCUGCUUCUCUCUUUGCUUGCCACCACCUGUGUGUCUGUCACCUAGGGCAAAGGAUGCGGGCUUCCCACUGCCCUUUUAGUGGUCUGCUCAGGAAUAAGAAAACAGGCAGCUGAAUUCCAAGUCUCUUACUUGACAACUUCAAGCAGUCUUGAUCCCCCAAACAUUUUAACAACCCAAAUGGUCUAGCAAAGAGGGGGGGGACACCUUGAGUAUGUCCGGAAAUCAGUACAGCGCAGCAAUCCAAUUAAGCAGUUUAUUCAAAAGGAGUAUAUAUUAUUAUUAUUAUUAUUAUUAUUAUUAUUAUUAUUUCUUAAACUUAUAUACCGCCCGACUAGCAAUAGCUCUCUGGGCGGUUAACAUAAAAUACAAUAAAAUUACAGAAUCUGAUACAACAAGCAUAUAAAAACUACACAAUCUAAAACCAAGUUACAAACAUUUAACUAAGAUUAAAAUGCCUCAGAGAAGAGAAAGGUUUUAACUUGGCGCCAAAAAGAUGAUAGUGUCGGCGCCAAGCGUACCUCCUCGGGGAGACUGUUCCACAAUUCGGGGGCCACCACUGAGAAGGCCCUAGAUCUCGUCACCACCCUCUGGGCCUCCCUAUGCGUUGGGACCCAGAGGAGGGCCUUCGUAGUAGACCGUAGUGUACGAGCCGGUUCGUAUCGGGAGAGGCGUUCCGACAGAUAUCGUGGUCCCGCGCCGUAUAAGGCUUUAUAGGUUAACACCAACACUUUGAAUCUGGCCCGGAAGCGUAUUGGAAGCCAGUGCAGGCGAGCCAGCACAGGUGUUAUAUGCUCAGACCGCUUAGUUCUUGUUAGCAGUCUGGCCGCCGCAUUUUGCACUAGCUGUAGCUUCCGAACCGUCUUCAAAGGUAGCCCUACGUAAAGCGUGUUGCAGUAGUCCAAACGCGAGGUUACCAGAACAUGUACUACUGAUGUAAGGUCCUCCUUACUCAGGUAGGGACGUAGCUGGGCUACCAACCGAAGUUGGUAGAACGCAUUCCGUGCCACCGAGGCUACAUGAGCCUCAAGUGACAGGGAAGAGUCUAAAAUGACUCCCAGACUACGAACCUGUUCCUUUAGGGGGAGUGUAACCCCGUCCAGGACAGGGUAUAUAUCCACCAUCUGAUCGGAGAAACCAUCCACCAACAGCAUCUCAAUCUUAUCAGGAUUGAGUCUCAGCUUGUUAGUUCUCAUCCAGUCCAUUGUCGUGGCCAGGCAACGGUUCAGCACAUCGACCGCCUCACCUGAAGAAGAUGAAAAGGAGAAGUAGAGCUGCGUGUCAUCAGCGUACUGAUGACAACGCACUCCAAAACUCCUGAUGACCGCACCCAACAGCUUCAUAUAGAUGUUAAAGAGCAUGGGAGACAAAACCGAACCCUGCGGGACCCCACAUUGGAGAACCCAUGGUGUCGAGCAAUGUUCCCCAAGCACUAUCUUCUGGAGAUGGCCCGCCAAGUAGGAGCGGAACCACUGCAAAGCAGUUCCUCCAACUCCCAACUCUGCAAGCCUCUCCAGAAGGAUACCAUGGUCGAUGGUAUCAAAAGCCGCUGAGAUAUCAAGGAGAAUCAACAGAGUUACACUCCCUCUGUCUCUCUCCCGACAUAGGUCAUCAAACAGGGCGUCCAAGGCUGUCUCAGUGCCAAAACCAGGCCUGAAGCCCGAUUGAAAUGGAUCUAGGGAAAGGGGGAGAAACGGUGAAUAUGCAUGAAAAUAAAACCAGAAUAUGGUUCUCUGUGUUCCUACGCUAGGCAAGCUAGCAUAGUGAAACGUAUUCGCAACAGUCAGCUCUACAGUCCGCAGUUUCUGGCAUCAGUUGCAGGAUGAGGGGGGACAAGAGGGACCCUGUCAAUAUUGACGGUCUUUUGUGCCCAGCCAAUUGCAGAACCACCACUUACUUCAGAGAAGAGACCUUGACACCUUUGGGAAAGUGGGAGAUGGGAUGGGAUGAAAGCGUUAGCAACCAUGCCUCUGUUUGGGAAAUGGGAACUUGGCAGGAACAACAUAACCUCUCCGCCUGUCAUGAUGCAGGCCUAGGGCCACUGGGAGUCAUUCAAAAGGACAGGCUGAGGGAAGGCACAGCCACAACACAAGCAGGUACUCAUCCCCAUUUUGCUUAAUGUCCAGGACAACUUUGGCCUGACAAAUGAUGAUGAUCACAUGUGCACUCACUCUUCUGAAAACACCAGUCACUUUUUCAGUUUUAAAUAUGGCUUCACUGCUCAGUAGCACGGUCAGCUGUGAUGGUGUGUGCAGUUCUGCUCUGUUGCAUUGUGUCCGUUAAGACUCAUGAAUAAAAUUGCACAGAGGUUUGUGUCUGAUUAUGCUUCUUAGCCCCACCACUUCAUUUGUGCUAUUUUAAGGUAAGAGAAAGCAAGAGAGUUUUUCCCUAACUUUUCUCACUUGCUCUGUCAGGCUCUUAAGCUACAGUUUGAAAACAUCCUAUAGGCCUGGGAUGGAGAGCCUGUGAUCCUCCAGACGUUAUUGGACCUCCAAGUCCUGUCAGCCCCAGACAGCUCAGACAAUUGUCAGGGAUAGGGUUGCCAGUUCUCUAGGUUUUGCCCGGAGACUCCGGUUUUGGGGGAUCCUCUCCAGGUGAGUCACCUUAAUCACUGGACACUUAGCUUUCAUUUUUUUUAAAAAAUUCCACCCUGCAACUUCUGUUAGUACCAGCUUCUCUAAUCCUUGCCCUUUCAGGUUUUUAGCCAAUAAGUGAAGUCGGGGUUGUGAUUGACAAGAUUUAUUGACCCCCAGGCAAUUGCUAAACCCACAGUUUCCUGCUUGUCUCACAUCAGGAAUAUAUAGCUUUCAGCAAAUUCUUCUGUACAGGAUUGGGACUUGCUUCAGAGUAUACAUACACAGGAUUGCACUACAACAGAAGAUCACAGCAGGAUCUUAGUAGGCAUAAAAGUGUACAUGCAGGGUUUUUUAAUUCCUUGCAAAAAUGGCAUAUUAUACAUUUUAUCUUUCAAAUAAUUUUGAAUAGAAGUUUUAAAAAGUGUACAUGCUGCAGUGUUAUACUUUUCUAAUUAAGGAGUCAAACAACUUUAAAUUUUACUGGACUGUUGAAGAGGGCAGUUUAUUUGUCUUAUUCAUCAUCUGUUUUGAAAACCUUCUCAAUAUGAAGCUUUUCUGGAAGUAACUGCAAUGCUAAUCCCACAUACCUGGGAGCUAAUCUCAUUGCAUUCAGUAGGACUUACUUUUGAGUAGACAUGGUUAGGAUUGUGCUGAAGAUCAGUGGAACUUUUGAGUAAACAUAGAAAAGGAUUGCGUUGUAAAUCUCUCCCCCUCCAAUCCUUUUUUUUUAUGCAGUUAGGCCUGGUGACUUAGGUGUCACUGCUUUUAUUUGGAAGAAAACUAAUACUUAUUUUUUUAAAAAAAUAUUCUGCAAUGGCCAACUGGUUUUGACAAUAAACUAUUAUAUGGGGUCUAUGUAUUUUUACAUCUCAGGGUGUGUCUAUAUGGAAUAUUUCCAACAACCCUGUGAGGUACAAUUGGAAACCAAGGCAGCUCACAACAAUAAAGCCAUUUAAAAGCCAAUAACCAUAAAACAAGUAUAAAACAGUUGCAAAACAGCAUAAUGUGGCAUGAUUCUGAAUCUUGGAUUGGGUGAGUGAACUUCUUUAUCACUGAACUGCAGUUCUGUGCAUGCUUCCCUGUCUGAAUAAGCCCCAUUGAAUACAUUGGGACUUGCUUCUGAGUAAACAUAUAUCUUCACAGGUUGUGUAAAUAAUAAACAUCUUUGACAUUCAUGCUUAUAUAAGUAUUUCUUCAUA
Molecule: messenger RNA, 7768 nt
Organism: Rhineura floridana
Lineage: Eukaryota; Metazoa; Chordata; Lepidosauria; Squamata; Rhineuridae
Gene: CYS1
Product: cystin 1
Exons: 4
Coding region: 495-1070 (191 amino acids)
Source: RefSeq, a predicted model, not a curated record